AAUUUUUCUGGAAUUAUACGAUAUAUUUAUCAAGUGCGUGUAUUAAUAUUGUAUUUGGAAUGCGUGGAACAUCCAGACGGACUCUGCACGUAACGUUUAUUCGCUUCACCGAUUGAUCGAUCGAGAAACUUGCUAACCGUGGUUUUUACUUGCUCACAAGAGCUACGAAAUUAUAGCUGUGUAUAUAUAUGUGUAUCUAUAUGUACAUAUACACAUAUAUGGUGUCGCGUUUCGUUGGUUCACGGUAUAUCCAACACUGGAUACAAACAUUCUUCAGUGGAAUGAUAGGUGUGCCACUAAAUCAGACAAAUGUGCGCUAGCACUGACAACAUAUCAACACAUUCGUCGCAGUUAAACUGCUGAAGGAGAAGACGCAGCCCUCAAAAUUUACUGGGUGUAGUUUUAGUCAUCUCGCGUAAAAUGGCAGAGGAGUGCAACGAUGUUAAGUCGGCAGGUCCGUCUUCACCACGAAGUCCACAGAAUAACAGUGCAGGGGGGAAACCAAGCAGUCCACAAUCCCCUAGACAACCAAGGCGUUUGAAGCUAUCGCAACAACAAUUGGACAGCAUGACAAAGGACGAGCUAGCAGCCAAGUGGCUUGAACAGGACUUGUAUGUGGAGUGUCUAGAGGCCCAGGCGGCAGCCCAGGAAGGUGAACUAACUUCAUUGAGAGAAUCAGAAAACAAAUACAGGCAGCAACAUGCAGAAGCAUCUCAUAGAGAGAAAAUUUUAGUCAGGAGACUUGCCUCUAAAGAACAGGAACUACAGGAAUAUAUUAAUCAAAUUGCUGAAAUGAAAGCUGCUCAUGCUCCGUCCGCUGCCGCAUUAAGAUCCGCUUUGUUAGAUCCAGCUGUCAAUAUUUUAAUCCAGAAAUUGCGACAAGAACUUGUCACGACUAAAGCUAAAUUAGAAGACACCCAAAAUGAACUUAGUGCGUGGAAAUUUACACCAGACAGUAAUACGGGAAAAAGGUUAAUGGCAAAAUGCAGAUUAUUAUAUCAAGAGAAUGAAGAAUUAGGUCGUAUGAUUGCCAGUGGUCGAAUUGCCAAAUUGGAAGGUGAUCUUGCGCUUCAGAGAAGUUUCAGCGAGGAAAUGAAGAAAUCGCAGUCAGAAUUGGAUGAAUUUUUACAAGAUUUGGACGAAGAUGUGGAAGGGAUGCAGAGUACAAUUUAUUUCUUGCAACAAGAGUUGCGUAAAGCACGCGAGUCAGUAACGUUAUUACAGCAAGAAAAUGCAGCACUGAAGGCGAAUUCCAGUGAAAAUAACUUAACAAAUGGUUUGUCACCGCAUACACCGCCAAUUAAGAAAGAGGAACUGGAUGAAAACUCAGUUUCGGAAACAAAGACUUCGAAGUCGACGGAGGAUAGUGAUAUGUGCAAAGGUGCUAGGACUCCACCGUUAUCAUCGGGACGGUCGCCUCAGUGUGAGUUCUCAAGUACUGAAAGAACAGAACGUGUAGAACGAAAACCUAAUCAAGCGGACCAUAACGAUGAAAGCUCUAGUGAUUCGGCUGCUUUGAUUAUCAAAGUUGAGAAUGAGGAAUUGAGUGAUAGGGAAGAAGAACAUGAAGAAAGUCGAAAUAAUAAGAGGAUAUUAAGGAGCAAAAGUCAUAAUAGAAAUAACAGUAAAACUAAUGGGGAGGAGGUGCUAUCUAGAACAACGAGGGGUAGGGAUAGGACCAAAAGGGACAAAAGUGCUCCAGGUAGUGAUGAUGAAAGGACACACAAGAAAAAGAGAAGAGAGAGCAUCCUUUCUCUUGAUUAUAACGAAGCUGAUGAUGAUGCAUUAGUUCUCACUAAUGGCGAGACGCUUCAAAGCGAUCCAGAAUGAACAAUUUUCUAGAAUGAUUUUAUACUCACAUUUGUUACAUAAGAAUAAGGCUUGACGUGACUUUGUAUACAGUACAAGCUAAGUCUAACGUUCUGUAUUUCUUUGAUUAUUUAAAAAUUAUAAUAUGGAUAUACAAAAAUGAAACUUACUUUCAACAAUUUUGUAUUAUUUUUCACGAUACGUAUCUGUAAAUAUGUUUCUAAUUCGAGUAUUUAUAAGUCACGUUAAUCCCCCAAAAAAACUAAACAUGAAUUACAUAUAAUAAUAUGUACACAAAAUAAUGCGGCGUUUGAAUAAAGGGAUAGAUAGUUGAAACUAUUUUUUUUUUUUUUUUUUUUGCAAAUGAAUCGCAUUGAAAUUUCUAAUAAGCAUGCGUUAUUGUGUAAACAAGUGCAUUAAUGUUUUUAAACGGCUCAUUGUAAAUUUGUUGCAACAUCGAUAGUAAUUCUUCUUGUUAGAUUUUUUGAGAGAAUCACAAAGGACAUGAUUAACAAUAAAAACAAUAAUUAAGGCUACGCCUUCCAUUAUGUAAAUACACGAAUGUUAAUAAUAUCGGAUAUACGACGACGCACAUACGUAGAUUUAUACACGAUUUGUGCGCAAUAAUUUGUAUGUAUGUAUUGUUUUUUCCAUUGUGAGAAACGUGUGUAGUCAUGCGUUGCUCGUGCAUAAAAUGUGCUUUUAAUUGUGUAUAAUAAAAUUGAGGUCUAUUUGUUAGAUUUAUUAAAUACCUGUAAAUUAUGCAAAAUACAAGACAGCAUUAAUGUCAGUAAAAUAUGCGGACUGACCUCGUACAUGACAAAACAUCACAUUUGUAUCUUCAACUUCAUUUUAAGGACAAGUGUACAAAAUAUUUACAUUACUAUUUUGUAUUAUUCCUUAUAUAAAACACGUAUUUUCAUAUCAUUUCU
Molecule: messenger RNA, 2741 nt
Organism: Colletes gigas
Lineage: Eukaryota; Metazoa; Arthropoda; Insecta; Hymenoptera; Colletidae
Gene: fl(2)d
Product: pre-mRNA-splicing regulator female-lethal(2)D
Exons: 6
Coding region: 421-1830 (469 amino acids)
Biological process (GO): regulation of alternative mRNA splicing, via spliceosome
Cellular component (GO): nucleus
Source: RefSeq, a predicted model, not a curated record